GCCCCGCUCCGGAGAGUUCAGUUCAUGCGGUGCUGCCGCCGAGCUGGAUUGGCCGCUGUGAGAGUCCGCGCCGCUCAUGGCGCUGUAGCCGGUGCCGUGCCCGUGUCAGCCGCGCGCUCUGCACCCAGGGCCGCCGCUCUCCUCCUCGGUGUCCUCGCAGCUCCUUCCCCGCAGUGCGAGCAUGGCACCCCAGAGCCUGUCCGAGGACCCCUCCCUUCUCCCGGAGCCCGGCUCCUCCUCCCCGCCGCCCUCGGGAUGCGGCUGCCCCGGGCAGUGCGGGGGGUGCCGGCUCUUCCUGGGACUGUUCGCCCUGUCUCUCUCCCUGCACCUGGUGACCCUGUGCUGCUAUCUGGAGCUGCGCUCGGAGCUGCGGAGGGAGUCGGGGAAGCUCGCCCGGGACCCCGGCCCAGGGACCAGCCAGGAUGAGGUGGAAUUAUCCCAGCUCCGGAGGACCCCACUGCACAUCUCUGACCUGCAGCCGCCGGGGCUUAUCGACGGGAACCAGAUGGCCCUGUUAAACAGCCUGAGUACUGAAGACCUAUCACAUCUGGAAGAAGAAAGCAGACAUUUACGGAGAACAAAACGGAACAAAGGCAGUGAAGGCUCUGAGAGUCCAGGGUCAAAUAAAAAUAAGAAAAAAGGUAAGAAGGUUGGACCUCCGGGACCUUUGGGUCCUCCAGGGCCAGCAGGACCUCCCGGACCACCAGGACCUCCAGGAAUUCCAGGUAUUCCAGGAAUACCAGGAACUACUGCAAUUGGCCCUCCAGGUCCCCCUGGACCUCCAGGUCCUCAAGGGCCACCUGGAAUUCAAGGGCCCACAGGUGCAACAGACAAAACAGGUCCUAGAGAAACACAGCCAGCUGUUGUUCACCUACAGGGUCAAGGAUCUGCAAUCCAAGUAAAAAAUGAUCUUUCAGGUGGAAUCCUUCAUGACUGGUCCCGGACUGCCAUGAAUCAUAGGGUGUUUAAGCUUCACACCCGUAGCGGAGAAUUGGAGGUGCUUGUGGAUGGUACCUACCUCAUCUAUAGUCAGGUAGAAGUUUACUACAUCAACUUCACAGACUUUGCUAGCUAUGAGGUGGUAGUGGAUGAAAAGCCAUUUCUGCAGUGCACACGAAGCAUAGAACCUGGUAAGACCAACUUCAAUACCUGCUACACUGCAGGGGUUUGCCUAUUAAAAGCGAAGCAGAAGAUUGCAGUCAAGAUGGUCCACGCAGAUAUCUCUAUCAACAUGAGCAAACAUGCAACAUUUUUUGGGGCCAUUCGUUUAGGGGAAGCACCUGGUUCAUAAGCAUAAUGGAAAAACUGUAGAGUCUACUUGAUUAACCACACAAUGUUGCUUCAGACAGAAUGUUGCUGCAAACACAAGUUUGAUAAAUGCAACAAAGAAGCAAGUCCACUUCUUUGUCUCCUCACAGUGAUACAGGAAAGAGAAUGGAACUACAUGCAACUCCUGUCAUGAUAAAUUAGAUAUAAAGCUACAGAGAGAAGAAGACAUGACGAAUGUGAUUGGUUAUUUUUGUUGUGGUCGAGCUGCACUGUAAUGGCCAAACCUUUACUAGAGGCAGGUCAUUUCUAAAUGUGUGGACAUAGAACUUGUUUGCCAGUAUUUUCAAAGGCGUUUUAGGAUUUUCUUGCACUUGCUGGCUGCUGCCGAUGGCGAACAAAAUCAAAGCUGGUGAAUAUAAUGAUGAAAAAUGAAAUACAAAAAAAGAAAAA
Messenger RNA from Pelobates fuscus (common spadefoot toad), 1719 nucleotides. RefSeq names its product ectodysplasin A (gene EDA). The transcript has 8 exons. Lineage: Eukaryota; Metazoa; Chordata; Amphibia; Anura; Pelobatidae. Bases 182 to 1291 code for a protein of 369 amino acids. The record is from RefSeq and is a predicted model, not a curated record. Gene Ontology annotation, biological process: immune response; animal organ development. Gene Ontology annotation, cellular component: membrane. Gene Ontology annotation, molecular function: tumor necrosis factor receptor binding; death receptor agonist activity; death receptor binding.